AUGAAAUUUAUAGACCAAGAGGAAGAAAUUAUAAAAUCAUUUACUCUAAAGACUGCACGUCCUAGAAUACGUUUUAGUAAAUACCAAGAGGAUGUACUAAACCUAGCAUUCUCAAAAAAUCCAUAUCCAAAUAAAUUUGAUAAAUCUGAACUUAAUAUACUAACUGGUAUACCAAUAAGAAAUUUAAAAAUAUGGUUUCAAAAUAAAAGAACACGAAAUAAAGACAUUUAA
This is a messenger RNA of Vairimorpha ceranae, 231 nucleotides long. Its product is annotated as homeobox domain-containing protein. The record is from RefSeq and is a predicted model, not a curated record. Gene Ontology annotation, biological process: regulation of transcription by RNA polymerase II; cell differentiation. NCBI's taxonomy places the organism in Eukaryota, Fungi, Microsporidia, Nosematidae. The coding region runs from base 1 to 231 and encodes 76 amino acids. The transcript has a single exon. Gene Ontology annotation, molecular function: RNA polymerase II cis-regulatory region sequence-specific DNA binding.